Meira miltonrushii is the source of this 1896-nucleotide messenger RNA. RefSeq lists its product as uncharacterized. The record is from RefSeq and is a predicted model, not a curated record. Gene Ontology annotation, cellular component: nucleus. The transcript has a single exon. NCBI's taxonomy places the organism in Eukaryota, Fungi, Basidiomycota, Exobasidiomycetes, Exobasidiales, Brachybasidiaceae. The annotation marks the transcript as partial. Gene Ontology annotation, molecular function: DNA-binding transcription factor activity, RNA polymerase II-specific; zinc ion binding.
GCUGCUAGAAAACAAAAUUCGGCUUGUGAUGCAUGCAGAAAUCGUAAAGUACGCUGUCAUCGAACACCAGGAGAGGAAAAGUGUAAUCAUUGCAAGGCAAAAGGGAUCGAAUGUACUACGAUUUAUGUUCAAUUGGCAACGCAAGGAGUCAAGAGACCGGUCAAGCGACAGAGAGGAGAGAUUGUACCCGAAGGUGAUGCAACGCCAACGAUGGGAGAAGAUGUUCCUUUGGUUGUACGAUAUCUGUUAUUGCGGGAUAAUGAAUAUGCAGAUGUUGUAUAUGGAUUAUCUUAUGCUGAAAUACCCGGAAAGCGGAUCCCGCCAACAACUGCAGCAGAAACGAGAUUGAUCAAUGCAACCGCACGUCAAGAAUUCGUUUCUAGUUUAUUGGAAACGUAUUUCAGUACAGUGCAUAUCCGAUACCCCGUCUUGGAUCCACAAGAAUUCCUACAGAGAUUUCAUUAUCAAACGCCAGAAUUGGGAGGAGCGCCUCCUGAUGUCUUGACGGCAGUAUUGUUGGCUUGGGGAGCCAAAUUUAGCACUCAUCCUAUCAUCGUUGCCGAUCGACGUGAAACAGCGCACGACGAACUAACACCCACGCAACGAUUACGUAGAUCUGUGAAUAAUCCUUUGGCCAAUCGAGCAUUAGCAUCUUCACAUGGCGAUUCUUCUUCUUCUCGAUCUGGAACGGGAUCAAGCGGAAAGGGAGAAUUGACGGCACCCGAAUUGCGUGAUGCAAGCAAAGUGAUGGGAAGAAGUCGGAUUGCGGAAGAUUUGAUCGUAAAAGCACAAGAAGUUCUUGAUAGAAAUAAAGCACAUCGGAUUGCAAAUAUGGAUAAUGCCAAGGCUGCUAUUAUCGUUCAAGCAUUGUUCUGGCAACAAGCAUCCCAAACGGAUUCUACCGAUGCUAUCUCACCAUCACAAUUACGACCUGCAAAGCGGAGGGGAGUGUAUAUCUGUAAUGGAUCAUGGAUCAAUUCUUCCAUUUCACACAUGUUUGAAAUGCGCGUUCAUCUUCAAGGUACGAUUGACAAUAUCGCCGAAGAAGGUCAAAGAGGACAAGUGGCGAUGGCUUGGUGGUUGGCAUGCAUGUUUGAUGCGCAUAUGUCGGCAUUCUAUAGACGUAAACCUAUCCUUGCGGCUGAGGACUAUUCGACAAAACCACCUGCUCCACCACGUACGGGACCUGUCACCGGUCCUUCACCCGUAGCGGCGGAAGAAGGAUAUCGAAUUUGGUUAAAUUCAGCUUUGGAUCAAUGUGAGAUGAUGAGAUCGGUCUACUUCACACUUUGGACACCUUGUGCAUACGAAGAAGGAAUUUCAGCCCGUAAGUUGGAGAAAUUGGUCUCUGCUGCGUAUAGGUGGAGAAGUAGCCACUUAGCUCUCGUUGGAGCGCCUGAUCAAGAUUGGCCAAGUCAAUGGAAGUUUGCUGAUGCUGUAACUGCAUGCAGUUCAGAUUUGAAUUAUCAUGUUGUUUGGCUUUUGAUGUGGCAAGCGAUUGAUGAAUAUGGAAUUGCGGAAUUGAAAGCGAACAAUCUUGCUCAAUAUAAUGCCGCUUGUACUCGACAUGGAACUUCUUCUGGGUUACCGGUCACGAUGGCCGAGAUGGAGCUGGAUCAAUCCAAAGUGAAUGGAAUGCGAAAUGCGAUUUAUGAAGAAGCAUUAAAGGCUGCUCUUCGAAGUGCAAAUUUAGCAAAGAUGUUACACGAUUUUGAUUAUUUACAAAACGAGGCGGGAAUUAUGAAAUUCACACUCUGUGAAGCAGGCUAUUGUCUUACCCGGUUCAAACGACCGGAAGUGUAUAUGGUCAUCGAUGGUUUACGUCAAUACGGUCAAGCGUUUGAAGAAUGUUAUGAACAAGCGGAUGAGUUGGAACGUUUGGCGUUGGAGUAUAGU